Messenger RNA from Guyanagaster necrorhizus, 2229 nucleotides. RefSeq lists its product as uncharacterized. The record is from RefSeq and is a predicted model, not a curated record. NCBI's taxonomy places the organism in Eukaryota, Fungi, Basidiomycota, Agaricomycetes, Agaricales, Physalacriaceae. Gene Ontology annotation, molecular function: ferric-chelate reductase activity. Gene Ontology annotation, biological process: copper ion import; iron ion transport; intracellular iron ion homeostasis. Gene Ontology annotation, cellular component: plasma membrane. The transcript is spliced from 10 exons. The coding region runs from base 373 to 2160 and encodes 595 amino acids.
CUUCUCCUCCUCCUCCUCCUCCUCCUCCUACAGACAUCGCAGAGCCUCCCUACUACCUGCCUUCAUCAUAUCGUACUCUUGGGAUUCCCCAUAACGUUUCUACUAGCAAGUCUAUGGGGAAUCCCUUCGGCCUCGUCCUGCCGACCUGCGUCACAGUCACGCCAUUAUUUUCUAAUCUCUUCGGGUCCCGAUGAUGGCCGCAUUUGGGCACUGGCAGGGGCGCAGAUCUCCAACUGGCUAGCUUUACAAGUUGUACCGAGACCGAGGCUUCGCCUAAUUUAUCUAGAUGUAUAAAUUCAGACCAUGUAGUUGCAGACGCGUGCGGCCUACUUUACUGUCGGCCUCACCGUCUUUUCCUGGGUUUCAGCUGCCAUGGAUUCACUUCUACUUACUCGAAUGUCCUCAGAUCCAGAGGCGGGGACAUAUUACCAUGGCCAUUACGUCCCAACGGAUGCGCAAGUCACAGAGUACCAAUCUACCCACGAACCUUGGGCUAAGUCUGUAAAAUACGGCUAUUACGGAUUAUAUUUCUUCGCCGUCACUAUCUUCAUUGCGAUCUUGUUUAAUGUUCACUUCAGGAUUCUUCAGCGACGCAGUCUCACAGCUGCGCCGAUGUCGCAGUCUCUGACCUUGCAAGAUAAAUUCUAUGCUCUCUUUCGACUACUUGCGUACCCACGAGUUCCUACCUCAGUCAAUAGAUUCAUCUCUCCAUGGUACACCGCCGGAAAUCAAGGCCAAACUUUGCUUCUUGGCGCGGGUUUCCUUUUUACUACUCUUUACUGCUUCGCGGACACAUAUUACUACAGGCCUCCGUUUUAUGGAUCUUCCCCUCUGGGAUUGCGAAGCGAAUGGCUGGCGAUGGCGAUGCUUCCAUUUCUCAUAGUAUUCGGACACAAAAUCAACUUCAUUGGUACUUUAAUAGGUAGCUCCCACGAAAAGAUGCAGGUCUUCCAUCAAGGAGUGGCGGGCCUACAUUUGUACAUGUCUCUGGUACACACCAUUUCCAUGACUAUACGCUCAAUUCGACAACAAGGAAUCCGCUAUGACUUCCGAAACAAUAGUUCCUAUCGGACCGGUUUCAUUGCCCUCGCACCAUUGAUCUGGCUUUGCUGCGCUAGCCUUCCCAUCUUCCGAAAGGCGGGGUACGAGUUUUUCUGGCUUUUCCAUCUCCUGGCUAUUGCAAUUUACUUUGGAUACUUGUGGCUCCACUGCUUUCAAGAGCUGGACGGAGCAUACUAUAUGUAUGCAACAUUUGCAGUUUUUGGCUGGGGCAUUGUGCUCCGUAUUGCUUAUAUGGUUUAUGUCAACCUGCAUAUCCAUGUCGCGCGUGUUCGUGUAACACCAUCUGGCAUGUUGAACCUCAGCAUUUCCACAAAACUCCGGUGGUCCCCCGGCCAGCAUGUAUUCCUUCGUUUCCUCAGUGUACGCCCACUAGAGUCCCACCCCUUCUCCAUCGCGAGCAUCCCGAACAGCAACGACCAACCAAAUAGCAUGUCUUUCACCAUCGUACCGAUGAAGGGUUUCACCAGCUCCCUCAAAGACUACUGUAACAGAGCUGGCGGUCACCGGGACCUAUUUGUUCUCCUUGAUGGGCCCUUCGGACAUUCAACACCAGAACUCCGGGCUUUUGACAAUGCUUUGCUCAUAGCCGGAGGCAGUGGUAUUUCAUAUAUUCUCUCUAUCUUCCAGGAUCUCGUUCGAUGCCAUAAAGGCGAAGGGGGCGAGAAGACACGGUGCAACAAAAUUGAGUUGAUUUGGGUUGUUCGUUCUAGAGAUCAACAUCAGGAGAUGGAGCAAUACGUCUCUGAUACCAUUAAUGGAAUCAGCGACGCUGGGAUUUCUGUCAGUUUCUUCGUCACCGGAAAAGAUGCUGGAGCGACGGGCAUGGAGUCGAAGAUCAGUUCGGAUGAUGACCUUGUGAGCAACAUCAAAGAAACAUCUCACUCCGAGGGGUAUUGGCACGCUGGACGCCCAAAUUUUCUUGAUAUAAUUCGAGAAAGAUCACAGACAUGGGAAGGACGUGUCGCAGUAACUGCAUGCGGUUCCGAAUCGAUGAUAUCCGAUGUUAGCAACACCGUUUCCCAAGUACAGAUUGAUAUACUCAAACAAAGGACGACGUGUAAAGAAAUGUAUCUGCAAACUGACUUUUAUGGUUGGUAGCCUGUGGUUGAUAGACCCAGGUUAGUCAACAUGUGGCUCAAGUCAAUGUCUCUAGUUAGGAAAUCGUAC